CCGACCCGCCGCCGUCCAGCCGCCAUGACGCCCCGCUCGCUGCUGCUUAUCGGGGUGCUGCUGGCUGCUGCUGCGGACACCGGCGCCUCUCCCGCCCCUCAGCCGGCCGGGGUCAUCAUCGGGUCGGUUUUGAAGGUGGCGCAGAAAACGAAGCCGACGACUGUGACCGUGACGGAUGGCGACAAGAAACCAUCAGUGUUCAGAGCUAUAGACUCGUCAAAAGUCGGGUCUGUCACUGUGCAACCCUCGACGAGUGCUACGAAGAUCCCCACUAGCUCGCCGACAACCAAGCCUCGCAGCCAGCCAGCACGAAAACAAACCACGGUAACGGCGAGUGGCAAAUCCACAACGGAAUCGACGACGAGAUCAACGGUAUCGUCGAUAUCGACGACUGCCCGUCCGACGACGACAGGGGCGACGACGAAGCCGACGCCGGCGGCAGUGACGACCACCGCCGCCCCGGUGACGGGGAGAACAACGACGCAACGCCGGCGAACGACGACCGCGCCCGCGUUCAUCGCCGACGAGGUGAUCUUCGCGCCCGUCUGUGCUCUCAUGGCAGACUCGUCGCUAAAGACGCGCAAAUUCACCCGUAACUACCUGCACGGUGUGACGACGUGUCGCUGUCAGAGCCGCAAGAAGGCCGGCUGUCUGGUGACCACGCUGUACCCCACCGUUCGACCUGGCUCGGCCUCGGCCGCCCACGCCCAGGAGCAGAGUGACGUGGGCAGCGCGGCCUCCAGCGUCCUCGCCGCCAACAUCUGGGCGAUGCGCCACGAAUGUGAGCGCCGCGCCCUGGCCGGCGCCGUCUGUCAUUUCGGGCUGUCCAACAAGGAGCCGGUCUGUGACUGCUCCGUGGAGGUGUAAAUAGACUUACUUCUGCUCUGUGGAGGUGUGAUGUAAUGUGCAGCGCGGAGGCUGUCGGUGUGAAGAAGUGUUUUGUGGUAUUGUACCUAAGCGGUGGGACAGCUGCGUGAAACUACAAAACACGUGAGUAAUUACAGUUAGAGACAUUGUGAAUACGUUGCACUUCAUAUGAAACCAUCAAAUUAUGAUUGUUAUUCAUGAACGUUAUUUUCAGCAUUAGGUAAGUAAGCAUUACCAUAAUUCGCUCAAUAUAUCAAAAUGUAGGUAGCCUUACGCUUAUUAAACUGUUGUGUACAUUUUACGUCACCGCUUACUUCAACUAUGCCCAUUUGUAGCGAUUUAAUUAUCAUGAGGCUGAGUUAUAGGCCUGGGCGGUAAUGGCGGACGUCUUGUGAGGUUUGCUUCCUAUUAGUCACAUCGUGUUUUGAGGGACAUUGUUGUCAAUCGUGAAAAAACACUCAUGUAAAUGGACAUACGAGUGGCACGUUUUGUGGCACGUGAUGACGUUGUCAAUGCG
Messenger RNA from Amphibalanus amphitrite, 1384 nucleotides. Its product is annotated as flocculation protein FLO11-like. The record is from RefSeq and is a predicted model, not a curated record. The coding region runs from base 25 to 867 and encodes 280 amino acids. The transcript is spliced from 3 exons. Lineage: Eukaryota; Metazoa; Arthropoda; Thecostraca; Balanomorpha; Balanidae.